AUGGGACACUACGAGGUAACACAAGAGCUCCACCGGCGGGUCGGUGAAGUUGUAGCUGGCCUCUGUACAACAGCACGUGCCGCGCUGACCCCUCAAACCGGCCCUACAUACGCGUUUGGGACCGGUUUGAGGGUUUUCGCGCGCUCCCGCUCCCACGACCCCGCCCUGCGGGUGUACCGCGACAUGGUCGCCUCCGGCAUCAUGCCCGAUGAGUUCGUCGUUGCGGCCGCGCUGAGCUCGUGCGCUGGCGCCACCGUGCUCGAGCUGGGCGUUUCGGUGCACGCCACCGCGGUCCGGCUCGCGCUCGACCCUUUCCUCUCGGUCGGGAACUCGCUGGUGUCCAUGUACGCCAAGACCGGCUCGCUGGGCGAGGCCAAAAAGGUGUUCGACGCGAUGCGUGUCCGGCGUGACCCCAUCACGUGGACAGCCCUGAUCGUCGGGUACGCUCAGAACGGCCGGGGCAAGGAGUCGCUGGAGGUCUACGCCGACAUGGUCCGGUCGGGAUGCAGGCCGGACUACGUCACCUUCAUCGGGCUGCUAUUCGCGUGCAGCCAUGCCGGCCUUGUCGACGCCGGGCGGGCGCACUUCCGGUCCAUGCAGGCCGAGCACGGCGUCGCGCCCGGGCCAGACCACUACGCUUGCAUGGUCGACCUGCUCGGCCGAGCCGGGCGGCUCGACGAGGCCAUGGACCUGCUGAGCCAGAGCACAACAAGGCUGGACGCCACUGUCUGGAAGGCGCUGCUCGGCGCGUGCCGGACGCACGGGAACGCGGAGCUCGGUGAGUACGCGGCCGAGAUGGUGUGGAGGCUGGACCCGACGGACGCCGUUCCGUACGUCAUGCUGUCGAACCUGUACUCGCUGGCGAGGCGGUGGGCCGACGUGGCGAGGAUCCGGAUGCUGAUGAAGUCCAGAGGGAUCACCAAGGAGCCCGGGUGCAGCUGGGUGGGAGUGAACGGUGUGACGCACCUGUUCUACGUGGAGGACCGGGGGCACCCCCAGACGGAAGAGAUUUACCGGAAGGUGGAGGAGAUGAUGGACAGGAUCCGAGCUGAAGGAUACGUCGCGGAUACUGACUGGGCGCUGCAGGAUGAGGGGCCGGAGGGGAGGGAGAAGGGUCUGGCCUACCACAGCGAGAGGCUCGCCGUUGCAUUUGGGCUACUUGCCGUGCCGGCCGGCGCGCCGAUCCGUGUGUUCAAGAACCUCCGGGUGUGCGGCGACUGCCAUGCCGCAAUCAAAAUGAUUGCCAAGGCGUACGGCAGGGAGAUCAUACUGAGGGAUGGCAACUGCUUCCAUCACAUGAGGGAUGGUGCAUGUUCUUGUGGCGACUACUGGUAGCGGUGGAUUCAGCCUGGCAGGUAUGAUUUCUUUUCAUUUUUGGUAGAUUCAGCGUAGGCAUGUCGCAUGUGUAUAAGAGAGCGAAUAGGUACUUCAGUUGGGGGUGAGAACAUGAUAAGAGACAUCUUUUCCUGACAAUUGCUUGCACCAAAGAUGCCGCUGAUGUACAAUGCGUGCUACUUUGGUAUUGCAAUGGCCCUUUUGUCUAUG
This is a messenger RNA of Lolium perenne, 1545 nucleotides long. RefSeq names its product pentatricopeptide repeat-containing protein At2g03880, mitochondrial-like. Lineage: Eukaryota; Viridiplantae; Streptophyta; Magnoliopsida; Poales; Poaceae. Gene Ontology annotation, molecular function: protein binding; RNA binding; zinc ion binding. Gene Ontology annotation, biological process: RNA modification. The record is from RefSeq and is a predicted model, not a curated record.